This is a messenger RNA of Parnassius apollo (apollo), 276 nucleotides long. Lineage: Eukaryota; Metazoa; Arthropoda; Insecta; Lepidoptera; Papilionidae. The record is from the annotation of a GenBank genome assembly.
AUGUCGAACAAGGAGGAACAACCCCCACCGCGCCGAAAACCACCCGAUAGGCGCCUGGGCGUGCCCGAUAGGCCUCUCAUGGAGCGUGAUCUCUUUGCUCCAGAGACGUCACGAGUAUUGCCCUCACUUGGCCAAAUCCCGAGGAGAAAAGGGAGCUCACCGGCCCAUGGCGCCGCGCUCGGCGCUAAUGAAGCUCAGGAGCGUAGCCUCGCGGAGACGUACACCACCCGAAAUCGACGCAGACCAACUGCAAGAAGAGAAAAGGCUGAGGGCUGA